Molecule: messenger RNA, 2110 nt
Organism: Strigops habroptila (Kakapo)
Lineage: Eukaryota; Metazoa; Chordata; Aves; Psittaciformes; Psittacidae
Gene: GTF2H3
Product: general transcription factor IIH subunit 3
Exons: 13
Coding region: 96-1022 (308 amino acids)
Biological process (GO): regulation of DNA-templated transcription; nucleotide-excision repair
Cellular component (GO): transcription factor TFIIH core complex; transcription factor TFIIH holo complex
Source: RefSeq, a predicted model, not a curated record
CCCGUCCGGGUGACGGCACACGUUUGGGUGACGUAGCGCCGUGCCGCGGCAUCAUCUGCGGGCGCCGCGGGCAGCAGCUCCCCGCGGCCGGCGCGAUGAGCGCGGACGAUGAUCUGAGCCUGCUGGUCGUAAUCAUUGACACCAACCCCAUCUGGUGGGGGAAGAAGGCGCUAGGAGAAGCUGGGCAGUUCACCCUAUCAAAAUGCGUCGACGCAGCGAUGGUGCUGGGAAAUUCACACUUACUUAUGAACCGCAACAACAGACUUGCUAUGAUAGCAAGUCACACACAAGAAAGCCGUUUCUUGUACCCUGGGAAGGGUUGGGCUGCUGCAGAUCUCUUUGGAGAUGGUGGUAGUUCCAUGGAAUCUAAUUGCUCUGGCAGCAAAGAUGGAAAAUAUGAAUUGUUAACAGCAAUCAAUGAUGCAAUUGCAGAAGAGAUUAAAGACCUCAUGACAAAAACUGACAUGAGGGGCCAGCAAACAGAAACUCUGUUAGCAGGAUCACUCGCUAAAGCACUUUGUUAUAUCAACAAGAUGAGCAAAGACGUAAAAGGCAAUCAAGAAAUGAAGUCAAGGAUUUUGGUCAUAAAAGCAGCAGAAGACAGUGCAUUGCAAUAUAUGAAUUUCAUGAAUGUGAUCUUUGCAGCACAGAAACAGAGUGUUUUGAUUGAUGCUUGUGUGUUGGACUCUGAUUCAGGUCUUCUACAACAGGCUUGUGACAUUACGGGUGGCAUGUAUCUGAAAGUGCUCCACAUGCCAUCCCUUCUGCAGUAUCUGUUGUGGGUGUUUCUCCCCGAUCAAGAGCAAAGAUCACAGCUUGUCCUUCCACCUCCCAUUCAUGUUGACUACAGAGCUGCAUGCUUCUGCCACCGAAAUCUCAUCGAAAUCGGUUACGUGUGCUCUGUGUGCUUGUCAAUAUUCUGCAACUUCAGUCCUAUUUGUAGUACAUGCGAGACUGCUUUCAAAAUAUCAUUGCCACCUGUCAUGAAGGCUAAGAAGAAGAAAUUAAAGUUAGCUGCGUAACAACAUUAUGUAAAUACAUCAUUACAUCAUUACCUCCUCCAGUAAUUCCAUAAAACGGAACAUACUUGAGAAAUUGAUGGCACUUUUUAUUGGAUACGUGAGAGAACUGUAUGCAGUGUUAUUGCUUGUUUCUUAAGGGUUAAAUAUUUAAAUCAUAUGUGUUCUACACAGCCCUCUAAGUAACAAAUCACUGUAUUGCCAUGUAACCUGUGCUGUUUUAAAUGUGAGAGGAACCAGAAGUUACAGCCUGUUAAGAGACAUACCCUGGGAAGGAGAAUUUAUUCUGGCCACUGCCAAAGUUUCACUCCUCCAAGUUAUUUUCAAAGAUAAGAAAACUGAUUCUUUUUGUAUGUCGGUGUGAAGGUAAGAAUGACCAUUUCUAGUGAGUAGGAUCAGAACCUUAGCACUGUGUUAUUCAGGGAACUUCAACUUCUUGCUAGGUUUUGCUAGCAAUUUUUGGGCUGCCCUACAUGUGCACUCACAUGUAUUCAUAUUCUUUUGACUGUACUGUCUUUGUGGUAUUAACUUCCUAAUUGGAUAUCUGUUCAUUUGUAAAUAAAAAGGCCUCCAUUUGUGUAAAGUAACUUCAGGCUAGCUGCUUAGUCUUUAAAGUUGCAUUUUGAAACUGGAAAAUGUAAUUCUAUGCAAUAUGACAGUUUUUAGUAUGUGGUUUUACAGCUGGCAUUUGACAAGUAAUUAUGAAGGCUUUUGUUUUGGUGGGUUUAUGGCAGAACAUGAGGGUAUGCUGUGUACUUCUGAACAUGACUUUGAUUUAAACAACCAAAUAUUCUCCCCCUUUGAAAAAGCAACUGUAUGGUUUGGUGGUUUAACCUGUUGGUUGUAACUGGUGUUCUCCUGGAAGGAAAACAGAGAGUAACUGUUUCCUACAUUAAAAAAGACAAAUACUUUUUUCCCCAAGGUGUGCACAGGAAUUUAUGUCAUGUCUUGAUACUUGCAUCAGGGUUUAUCAGUGUAACAACUGCAGUACCAGUCUUUUACUGCCUUGUUUACUGUCUGUUUUGCUUGAAGGCUGUAUUUGUAAUUCACUUUGUAUAAGAAGUUUGUAAUAAAACCUUUUCCUUUUCAAA